AUGUCUAGUCAAAAUUUGGAGACUGACAGAGGGUUUACUGGAGAGGAAGAUGAAGAUGGUGUGUCAGUGACAUUCACCGCCGCUAGUGUGUUGGACAGCAAGCUCACUCGGGUCUUCUUCCCAAUUGUGUACAUCAUCGUCUUCAGUGUGGGCUUGCCAACCAAUACCAUGGCCAUCUGGGUCUUCCUUUUUAGAACAAAGAAAAAACACCCUUCAUCCAUCUUCAUGGCCAACCUCGCACUGGCAGACCUACUAUUUGUCAUCUGGAUUCCUCUAAAAAUCGCGUACCAUUUCAAUGGGAAUAACUGGAUCUACGGAGAAGCCCUGUGCAAAGUGUUGGUGGGGUUUUUCUACGGGAACAUGUACUGUUCUACCACUUUUAUUACGUGUAUCAGUGUCCAGAGGUAUUGGGCCGUAGUACAUCCUCUUUCCCAGCAAAAGCGGAAUAACAAAUUGGCGGUGGGUGUGUCUGUGUGUGUGUGGUUUGUUGUGUGGCUUAUCACCGUGCCUCUUUAUCUUUACGACCAGACUGUGAUGGUCAACAACCUUAACAUCGUCACCUGCCAUGAUGUCACUCGCCCCAGCCAAUCACUCUACCCUACUAUCUACUUCCUGACCAUGGGAGUUGUAGGAUUUGUAGUUCCCUGCAUAGUGUGCAUAGUGGCGUACGUACAGAUGCUACACGCUCUCAAAAGCUCUAUGACAGACGCCAACAUUGUUCAGAAGCGGAGAAAGGCUAUUAUCCUCAUUGUCACGGUACUGGUAAUGUUCCUGGUUUGUUUCACGCCCAGUAACAUCAUGGUUAUGGUGCACUACUCCCUGUUGUCAGCCGGUGUGAAGGACGGCGGUUACGGCUUCUACAUCACUAUGCUGUGCCUGGCCAGUCUCAACAGCUGUGUUGAUCCGUUUAUGUACUAUUUCAUCUCCGAUGAGUUCAGGGAUCAUGUCAGAAACAUGUUUCUAUGCCGGAGCGAACGCACUGCGCAGAGGAUACGGGUGUCAUUUAGCACACUGAAGUAUGCUAAGAAAAGCAGUGCCUACACGUCAGACUCUGCAAAUACACAGAGCAGCUCCUACUAAGAUUGAACUUCAGAGACGACAAGCAGUUUUAAAAGUCUAUGCAGUGAUACCCAGACAUAGACCACUAGAAAACUACUAUGACCUCUCAUUAAUGAUAUUAUAAACUGCGACAACUUUAAUGCAAGGACAGAUUUCAGAAAUGUGCACUGAAUUGUAUUCAAGGAAUA
Molecule: messenger RNA, 1247 nt
Organism: Myxocyprinus asiaticus (Chinese sucker)
Lineage: Eukaryota; Metazoa; Chordata; Actinopteri; Cypriniformes; Catostomidae
Product: proteinase-activated receptor 2-like
Exons: 2
Coding region: 1-1080 (359 amino acids)
Biological process (GO): blood coagulation; positive regulation of Rho protein signal transduction; phospholipase C-activating G protein-coupled receptor signaling pathway
Cellular component (GO): membrane
Molecular function (GO): thrombin-activated receptor activity
Source: RefSeq, a predicted model, not a curated record